This is a messenger RNA of Aphanomyces invadans, 1013 nucleotides long. RefSeq lists its product as hypothetical. NCBI's taxonomy places the organism in Eukaryota, Oomycota, Saprolegniomycetes, Saprolegniales, Verrucalvaceae. Bases 59 to 961 code for a protein of 300 amino acids. The transcript has 5 exons. The record is from RefSeq and is a predicted model, not a curated record.
UGAAGGUGCGCCCGAGAAGACGCGCGAUCGUGGACGUUCCACACGUGCAGCCGCCAGGAUGACGAAGGAAACGACAUGCAGAGUACGAAGUGCGAAUGUCAGCUCCAAGCAGGCGCAGCAGGCGGAAAAUGAAAUUUCCGUGUCAUGCGCAUUUGAUAUCACCACUGGGAACAUGAUGGGAGAUCUCGAAUCGCUGCUGGAGAUGGACGUGGAUGUAUACACCGAACAGGAAGAGCACCUUGGCUUUGACCCAUGCGUGUCGUUGGAAACACUGGCCCUUCAAAGUCCUCAUGGCAGCAACUCCGUCGAAAAGACAUGGAAUGAAGAUGGCGAUAACAACGGCGUGGCUGCAACCUCCGUCGAUCCCUCACCUGAAAGUUUCUCCUGCACACAAGAACGACGACGGCUCUCGCUGAGGAAAGAGCUGUUUCAGCAUAGAAUAAAAGCCCAGGAUCUGUCGUCUCCAGGGCCCAGAGCAGGAAACGACACCGAUGGCAUGACGUCACUCCGUCCUUCGUACGAAGACCCCGAAUACGACUUGGCGUCCCCGCUCGCCCUUCCUCCAUCACCAACAUCGUUCCUGGAGCCCUAUGAUGACGCACUUGGUCAUUCUUCAUGUCUUAACAACCAAGACGACGUCAGGUUGGACCCAAUUCUGUCCAAGGCAAGCCCGGCGUCCACAAGACUACGCGUCCCCAAAGUCAAACACGGAGGCAUAUAUUCGUUAUUGCUCAAGGGGCUCAAGCGCCCCGAGGAAAAUGAUUCGGCCGUGCUCGUGGAGUCUACCAAGGACAGCGCAGCAAAGGGCCAUUCAUUGGUGUGCGUCGGCACAGACACGUUUGGUGAAAUGACCGCACUUGGUUCGGACCUCUCCACUUCAUCCAUGCGCAUGUCGCCUUCGCCUUCCAUGAUGCAAGUUCGGCAUGGCGGCAUUUAUCGGUUGCUGCGCGAGAAAACGUAGUGUCCCUCCGUGUGUUAACUCAAACUUGUUGUACAAUUCUGGCAUGCCUCGC